AUGGAGCUCUCCAACACCGGAUCUCUCUGGCUAAUAAUUUACCACCAUCUCGUCGCCCUCUAUGCCAGCAUCAAACGUUUUCCGGUGACCUUAACUGAAUUUCUGUUAUCACUCUACUUUUCCUACUGGAACCUCUCCCCAUGCAUCAUCGAUCUGCAGGAUGAUUGCGGCCAAACUUCCAUGCAUGUAUGGGCUGUGAAUCAACCUCGUUCCAGCAAGUCUAACCUCGUUCUCGUUCAUGGUUAUGGCGGAAACUCCAAAUGGCAAUUCACAUUGCAGGUGGCUCAAUUGACAUGUCAUUUCAACGUGUACAUACCCAAUCUUGUGUUCUUUGGUAAAUCAUUCUCGACAAGUAAAGAGCGUAGCGACACGUUCCAGGCUAAGUGUGUGUGCAUUGCAGUGAAGAAACUAGGAGUGGAGAAAUACUCGGUGUACGGAAUAAGUUAUGGGGGGUUUGUGGUGUAUAGGAUGGCGGCGACUAGUACCGGUAGUAUAGAAAAGGUGGUGAUUGUGAGUAGUGGGAUUGUGUUCACCGAGGAUCAGAAACGGGAGUUAUUGAAGAACUUAGGGAUGAAUAUUGUGGAUGUUUUGGAACCCGAAAACCCCCACGGACUGAAGACAUUGUGCAGGUUGUCUAUGUACAAAAUUGAUGUUGCUAAAUGUCUACCUGAUUUCUUUCUACGAGGAUUCAUUGCGGAAGAUAGAUGCAAGAAAGAAAAACAAGAAUUGGUGGAGUAUUUGCUUUCGGAGAAACCUGAUCUUCACUUUCCUCUUCUAGAUCAGGAAACACUGAUACUAUAGGGAGACAAAGACAAUAUCUUCCCAGUUCAUUUGGCACACGACCUACACAGGCACCUGGGUCCAAAGUCGAAGCUGGAAAUACUGAAGGACGUAGGACACGCUACAAGUAUGGAAGCUCCAACUUCACUCAACAAAUUUGUUAUAUCAUUUAUAACUGGGGGCUAUUAAACGACU
Messenger RNA from Erigeron canadensis, 975 nucleotides. RefSeq lists its product as uncharacterized. The record is from RefSeq and is a predicted model, not a curated record. The transcript is spliced from 5 exons. Lineage: Eukaryota; Viridiplantae; Streptophyta; Magnoliopsida; Asterales; Asteraceae.